CGCUCGCCUUCCACCCCUGGAGGCGGCCGGGUCGGUGUAACCUCAGACAACCUGUCCCGGCGCUCGUGCCGAGCCCGAAAGCCGCGCGCUGCCGGUGGUCAUGAGCGGCCCCCUGAGGACGGACCCGAGGAUCUGGAGGCAGGCGGCCAGCGUUGUGCUGGCGGCGGGAUGGAAGGGCCCGGGCGCCGCCGCGUCGUCCUUGCCGCCCGCGGAGGGCUUCCGAGUGCUGCUUUUGCAGCGCUCCAGCAGCCAAGCCUUCCUGCCCGGCGCGCACGUCUUCCCCGGCGGCGUACUGGACAGGGCCGACCUCUCGGCCGACUGGCUGCCCAUCUUUGCGCCGCACCACAAGCCACCCCGCUUUGGCCUGGGCCCGGCGCCGGCCCAGACAGCAACCUUCCCGGUGGUGCCGAUCUCGCGGCCCGGAGCCGCCGACGGCGAGGCCGCGGCGCUGCCUGAUGACGUCGCCCUGCGCAUCUGCGCCAUCAGGGAGGCCUUCGAGGAGGCCGGCGUGCUGCUGCUGCUGCCCAGGGGCGCCCGGCACGUUCCCGAGUCCCAGGGUUCCGCCCCCGAAUUCGCCUGUGCCCUCGAGCCUCCGCCGGACGUGUCCGCCUGGCGCACCCGCGUCCGUGGCGACGCGCGCCACUUCCUGGACUUGUGUGCGCAUCUGGACUGCACGCCCAACAUCUGGGCACUGCACGCCUGGAGCGGGUGGCUCACGCCGUUUAUAGGUGAAAAGCUCCGCCGCUUCGACACGAGUUUCUUCCUAUGUUGCUUGAGCGAGCCGCCGCCCAUCCAAAUCGAUUUGGCCGAGGUGGUGAACUGCCGGUGGUCAUCUCCAUCAGAGGCAACUGAAAGUUUCCUUUCAAAAGAAAUUUGGCUGGCACACCCACAGUUCUAUGAAAUAAGAAGACUCGAAAACUUUGCCUCUCUUUCUGACUUGCACAAAUUUUGUUUGGAGCAUGCAUUAGAAGGGUCAGAAAGAUGGUUGCCUAUCAACUGUGUAACUGCUGAUGGGAUGAUGAUCCAGCUUUAUCCAGGAGAUGAGCUGUACUUAGAAGAUUCAGACUUUUUAGAAAAAGUUUUGUCUACUGAAAAAAAGACUGAAGAAAUCAUGAAAGAAGGCCAGAAAUUUCACCGAUUAGUCCACCACCAUAGCCAUUAUUAUAGUAUUCAUGUGACUGUUCAGUCAAAGGGUAAACACAUUUACCCGAAGAACUAUGUAGUAAAUAAAAGCCAUUUGUAGGGUACAGCCUGUUUGUAAGCUAACCUACUUGAACUACAGCUAACGAUUAAUGAGGGCCAACUUAUUUGCUUAAAAUUUAAGGACUCUGUGCCUACAGAAGUUAUAAUGCAGUAUUUCUUACUUCAAAUAGAUGUCUGGUUUUAUUAUAUAAAUCAGAUAGUAUAUCACAAUAUAAAAUUUAUUAAUGAUUUUGUUACUAAAAUAAUAAAAAGUUCACAAUGUU
Chinchilla lanigera (long-tailed chinchilla) is the source of this 1466-nucleotide messenger RNA. It is a transcript of the gene Nudt19, whose product is annotated as nudix (nucleoside diphosphate linked moiety X)-type motif 19. Gene Ontology annotation, cellular component: mitochondrion. NCBI's taxonomy places the organism in Eukaryota, Metazoa, Chordata, Mammalia, Rodentia, Chinchillidae. The transcript has 3 exons. Gene Ontology annotation, molecular function: hydrolase activity, acting on acid anhydrides, in phosphorus-containing anhydrides. Bases 101 to 1243 code for a protein of 380 amino acids. The record is from RefSeq and is a predicted model, not a curated record.